AUGGCGAAAAACAAGGCGAAGUACCCUGCGGAUAUCGUGAAGGGCUCCUCGGCUAAAUAUAACGAGUAUGAAUCCUAUACUCCGAGGAAGUGUAGGGUUGGCAGAGCCCACGAUGUGGAGACACUCGGGCAGAUGGCUGAAGAAAUGGCGGAGUUCGCUAAGGACCGCGACUGGCUCCAGUAUCACACGCCGAGGAAUCUCACGCUGGCCUUGUGUGGUGAGGUUGGGGAACUCUGCGAGUUACUCGUUGAACGGGAUGGCAGCAGCAAAUGCUCAAACAAUGACCCUGUGGCCGAGGAGAUAUCCGAUUGUUUGUUGUGA
Messenger RNA from Perkinsus marinus ATCC 50983, 321 nucleotides. RefSeq lists its product as hypothetical. Bases 1 to 321 code for a protein of 106 amino acids. The record is from RefSeq and is a predicted model, not a curated record. NCBI's taxonomy places the organism in Eukaryota, Perkinsozoa, Perkinsida, Perkinsidae. The transcript is spliced from 3 exons.